UUUUCGCACAGACUCCUGUGCUUGUAAUGAGUUGAACUGAUUAUUGCAAAAUCCAAGCCUAGUUAUGGUGCAGAUAAAUUACAGAAGUUUUUUUUAACUUAGUUUUUCGCCAAGAUUAUGGAUUUUGCUAGAAAAAACUUGUAAACGAUAAAUGGCUGUCAAUAAUCAGUUAAUCAAAUGACAACAACUUUUCUGUUCAUCAACUUUCUGUAAUCGCAAUGGAUCUCGCAAUCAAAGAGUAUUCCGUUUUGGUGUCAAUUUUUCAGUCGGAAAUGAAAAUGAAUUUCGGAGAUUCGCUCGCAAUGUCUCUCAGCAGAUCAUGACAGUAGAAUAAAGGCUCCUUCGAAUCAAAUCUCCAUGCCAACGAAAACUAAAGACGGUCCCGACACAGGAUGGAGUUGGGUUGUGGCGUUCGCGGCCUGCUUCAAUAGUCUUAUCCUCGCUGGAAUUUUCAGGACAGGCGGCGUGCUCUUCGUCGCUUUCAUCAACAAUUUUGGAGUCACGCGGGAAGAAGCGUCAUGGCCGAUGGUCCUCUGCAUUUCAGUGCUGAAUCUUACAGGACCUUUUGCUGGCAUUUUGGGCCAAAAAUAUGGCGUCCGCCCCAUCACCAUUAUUGGAGCUGUCAUCGGAACGAUCGGCAUUUCGGGCUGCUUUUUCACCACGUCACUCAGCGUCAUCAACAUCCUGUUCGGCAUUGUUUUCGGCAUAGGCUAUGGACUAGUAAAUACCUUAAUGCCAGUCAUCGUCAACAUCUACUUCUUGAAUCUACGAGCAACAGCCAACGGAAUAGCCAAUUCGGGUUCCUGUUUCGGAUCUUUAAUUCUGCCAGUAUUUUUUGAGUAUCUCAUCGCCAGUUACGGCCUUACAGGUUGUUUCUUGUUGACGGGGGGCGUGGUCCUACACGUGGCUGUUGCCGGUGCCCUUCUACGUCCACCAUAUUGGCUGGAGAAAUCAAAAGUGAAAAGCGACGUCGAAGAUAUUCGUUGUUCAAAUGAACAGACAAAUGAAGCUUCUAACAUCCAGAAAUACGGUGGUCUUGUGAAUAGCUCACUAACACAACCUACGAAACCUAAUAGCAGCUUCUUCAGCGAGGACGAAACCGAACAGAAGUUGCUGACUCAUGAAAUCAACGACGUCGGAAAUGGUCUUCUUGAUCCCAAUUCGAAGAAACAACAAGAGUUGUUAUCAGAGUUGAAUUUAACACUCCGCCACAGAAGUAGCAAUCAAAAGAUCCUGAAAAAUGGUUUAAGCGAAACGAAAAGUUUAAACCAUCUGGAGUGCUCACAUUCUGAAAAGAGCAAAGACUUUCUAGAAGAGAAAGUCCGAAGUGAGGACGCACUACUUCAAUCCAUAUCAGAUUUUGAAAAUGUAUUGAAAAGCUUUUCGCAAACAUCCCUUGAUGUUUCACCGACUAACGAGAGGAAUACUAAUCCCGAAAUUAACUCGCAGAAAUAUGAGGACGCUUCUAAUCAUUCUGGCGAAGUUAGACAACAAGGCUCAAACUUAUAUUCUUCUCAGGGCAGGAAUACAAAGCGAAGCUCUUCAGACUCGUCCAAUAGCAUUGAGGAAGAAAACGAAUUUCAAAGAGAUGAAAGUGAGAAUUUGCUUUCCGAUAGCUCUUUGUUGACAAGUGGGGAAAAUAAUCCAUAUGCCAAAGAAGAAAUAGUCAACAUUCGAAAAUCUUCAGAGCUAAGUGCAAAAACAGAACCACAAAAACUUAUGAAUCGGUUUCUUAAAAGCGACAAUAACAAGACAUGUCUUGAUUCAAUACAAAGCUUCAAAAUCGUACUUAGCAAUCCAUUGUUUUAUAUUACAGCUAUCACAAACGUCAGUUUCUAUUUCCUGUUUCACAUGUAUGUGGUCAUCAUCAUAGACUACGGGUUGGAUAUUGGUAUUCCAGAAAGCGAAACUAAGUACAUUUUAUUCGCAUUUGCCAUUUCCGAUCUGUUCGGACGUCUCAGCCUGGGAUGGGUCACGGACAGGAAGUACCUCAGACGAUCUCACUUCGUCAUGUUGGGCAUGGCAGCAAUCGGAGUGGUUUUCUUCUGCUUUCCCUUCGCCAGGACUUAUCAAGCCCUGAUAGUCGCCAGCUGCUGCUACGGGUUGCUUCUGGGAUGCACGAUGAUAGUCUUCCCCAUUUUGCUAGUGGAUUUUCUGGGAACUGAAACACAUGCAGUUGCCUAUGGCUGUAUGUGCUUCAUGAACGGAUUUGCCUCUUUUGGAAGACCAUUCCUCAUUGGGUACUUCCGUGACAGUCUUGGUUCAUAUGCCAACAUCUUCUAUAUCUGUGGUCUCAUCUCAUUGGCUGCCUCGCUAUUCUGGUUGUUCGAAAGGUGUUUGAUCAAGGAGGAGCCAAAAGAAGUCGGUGGCUCGGCGGUGUAAAUUUUCAGCAUAAAAAGUUUUAGACUCAUAUCAUUAAACAA
This is a messenger RNA of Uloborus diversus, 2423 nucleotides long. Its product is annotated as monocarboxylate transporter 9-like. The transcript is spliced from 6 exons. Gene Ontology annotation, biological process: transmembrane transport. NCBI's taxonomy places the organism in Eukaryota, Metazoa, Arthropoda, Arachnida, Araneae, Uloboridae. Gene Ontology annotation, molecular function: monocarboxylic acid transmembrane transporter activity. Bases 358 to 2382 code for a protein of 674 amino acids. The record is from RefSeq and is a predicted model, not a curated record.